Messenger RNA from Lathyrus oleraceus (garden pea), 3315 nucleotides. RefSeq names its product G-type lectin S-receptor-like serine/threonine-protein kinase At2g19130. NCBI's taxonomy places the organism in Eukaryota, Viridiplantae, Streptophyta, Magnoliopsida, Fabales, Fabaceae. Gene Ontology annotation, biological process: protein phosphorylation; recognition of pollen. The transcript has a single exon. The record is from RefSeq and is a predicted model, not a curated record. Gene Ontology annotation, molecular function: ATP binding; protein serine/threonine kinase activity. The coding region runs from base 465 to 2945 and encodes 826 amino acids.
UUUUUUGUGAUCUGUUUACCGAACACUAGUCAAGAGGUCAAAAAAAUUAUAGUUGGUUGGUUCAAACAAAAUUAAUUAAAUUCCCACUUGUAGUUCAUUACGAAAAUGGGAUACUUGAGUUUUUUCUUUCAUGAUAAAAUAAUUUAUAAGCUAAAGGAAAAGUAGAACUCUAAAACUCUAGACUUUUCAGCUCCUAGGAAAAAAAACUUCAAGGCUUACACAUUGCGGCCAAAUCCACCUACAUUACAACAGUCAUUUUCAUGUUUCAACCGACUUUGUUGACUUCACCAAUGAGAACAAAAUGGAAGAUACUAUUUUCCACACUCCAACACGACCAAGUCAUUGGUUAGACCCAUUCACCCAUGCCUUCUUUUCUCAUUUCCCACCCAGCAAUCACAUACUAAUAUCUAGCUUCUAUGACAACAAUUGCAACCUGAAGCCAAAUCAUCUACAACAUUAAUAACAUGAAGAAAAAAUCAUGGUUCAUGUCUUGUUUCCUCAUCAUCUGCAUUUCUUUGCACACCUACCCUUCCCUUUCUGCUUUGACCAUCAUCUCAUCAAACCAAUCUCUUUCUGGUGAUCAAACUCUUGUCUCCAAAGAUGGCAACUUUGAAUUGGGUUUCUUCAAUAAAGGUAAUUCUUCUAACUACUACAUAGGCAUGUGGUACAAAAAGAUAUCUUUAAGGACAUAUGUUUGGGUAGCAAAUAGAGAUGACCCAGUUUCUGAUAAAAUUGCUUCCAAGUUAGCUAUUUCUGAUGGUAAUUUAGUUCUCUUGAAUCAGUCUCAAACUAUAGUUUGGUCAACAAAUUUGAGUUCUACUAGUUCAAAUUCUGUAUUUGCUGUCCUUUUAGAUACUGGUAAUCUUAUAUUAAGUAAUAGGCCUAAUGCAUCAGCAUCGGAAGCUCUUUGGCAGAGUUUUGAUUUUCCAUCAGAUACUUGGCUUCCUGGUGGCAAAAUUAAACUCGAUAAGAUAACUAAGAAGCCUCAAUAUCUUACUUCAUGGAAGAACAGUGAAGAUCCAGCAACUGGUUUGUUCUCUCUUGAACUAGAUCCUAAUGGAACCAAUUCAUACCUGAUUCUUUGGAAUAAAACUCAACAGUAUUGGACAAGUGGUUCUUGGAAUGGACAGAUAUUCAGUUUGGUUCCUGAAAUGAGGGCAAACUACAUCUACAAUUUCACCUUUGAGAAUAACGCAAAUGAAAGCUACUUUACAUACUCUUUGUACAGCAAUUCUGUUAUAUCUCGCUUCGUGAUGGAUGUGUCUGGGCAGAUCAAGCAAUAUACUUGGCUGGAGAGUACCCAGCAAUGGAAUUUAUUUUGGUCACAACCAAGAGGACAGUGUCAGGUUUAUGCUUUCUGUGGUGCAUUUGGUAGCUGCAAUGAGAUCUCAAAGCCACCCUGCAAUUGUUUGAAUGGUUAUGAACCAAAGUCACAAUCUGAUUGGGAUCUUGAUGAUUACUCAAAUGGGUGUGUGAAAACAAACAAAUUUCAAUGUGAGGUAUCUAAUAAUCCUUCUAGUGGUGCCAAAGAUAGGUUCUUAACCAAAUCAAAUUUGGCUUUGCCCGAACAUGCACGGCCUGUUGUGGAAGCUGGUUUGAGUGAGGAAUGCGAGUCAACGUGUUUGAGCAACUGUUCCUGCACAGCAUAUACUUAUAACAAUAGUGGUUGUUUCAUUUGGAGGGGAGAACUCUUGAAUCUGCAACAGCUUUCUCAAGAUGACAGUAAUGGACAGACAUUGUUUCUCAAACUUGCAGCAUCUGAGUUUCCUGAUUCAAAAAGCAAUAAAGGUACAACCAUUGGUAUUGUUGGUGGUGCUGUUGGUGGUAUAAUGAUUCUCCUUGUUCUUGUUCUAAUUCUCGUGAUUAGGCGAAGAAAGAGACUAGCUGGAACAAGAACUUCUGUGGAGGGCUCAUUAAUAGCAUUUGCAUACAGAGAUUUGCAAAAUGCAACAAAGAAUUUCUCAGAGAAACUAGGAGGAGGAGGUUUUGGUUCUGUCUUCAAAGGAAUAUUACCUGAUUCAAGUGUCAUAGCAGUGAAGAAACUUGAAAGCAUUAGCCAAGGCGAGAAGCAGUUUAGAACAGAAGUCAGUACCAUUGGAACUGUUCAACAUGUCAACCUUGUUAGGCUUCGUGGUUUUUGUUCCGAAGGCGACAAAAGGCUUCUGGUUUAUGAUUACAUGCUGAACGGGUCUUUGGAUUCAAAUCUGUUUCAGAACGCCAACAUGUUGAAUUGGAAAGUAAGAUUCCAAAUUGCUCUUGGAAUAGCUAGAGGAUUGACAUAUCUUCAUGAAAAGUGUAGAGACUGUAUCAUUCACUGCGAUGUGAAGCCAGAAAACAUCCUCAUAGAUUCUGAAUUUUGUCCAAAGGUAGCAGACUUCGGCCUUGCAAAGCUUGUUGGAAGGGACUUUAGCAGGGUCCUAACUACCAUGAGAGGAACAAGAGGUUAUUUAGCUCCGGAAUGGAUUUCAGGAGUGGCUAUUACCGCUAAAGCCGAUGUUUACAGCUACGGAAUGAUGCUUUUUGAGCUUGUGUCAGGCAGAAGGAACUCGGAUCCUUCUGUAGACGGUCAAAUUAGAUUCUUUCCUACAUUGGCUGCAAACGUAGUACACCAAGGAGGGAAUGUGAUUAGCCUAUUAGACUCUAGAUUGGAGGGAGACGCUGAUGUUGAGGAGAUCACUCGACUCAUAAAGAUUGCUGCAUGGUGUGUUCAAGAUGAUGAAAUUCACAGGCCUUCCAUGGGUCAAGUCGUUCAAAUACUUGAAGGGGUGUUGGAUGUUGCUUUGCCUCCAAUUCCUAGAUCCCUUCAAGCUUUUAUUGAUGACCAUGAAGACAUUGUUUUCUUCACUGAUUCAAACUCCACUCAUAACUCACAGGUAAAGAGCAGUGUUUCGACAGACUCUUCUCAAGCUAAAAGCCACAUCUCAUCUACUAGCAUUAGUCCUUGAAGAUAUCUGACUCCAUGCUGUAAAAGGAAUUCUACAUUCACACAUUCAAAAACAUUAGUCACAACUUCCAAACAAUUAGUGAUUUUUACAUUUUAUUUUAUAAUUUCAAAGACUGAGUUUAAAUCUAAAUUGUUUCAUUUUAAUUGAACAACCACUAUUGUCCCGAAUGUGUGGAUGUUGUGAGUUUCGACUGCGAUGAAGAAGGGUCCAUCUUUGAGACAAAAUUAGCUGGACACGUUUUAGGGAUUUCUCUCAAUUGCUUUUGAUAUUGAGAUCUUUAAUUGUAAUGCGUAGUUUCUUUAGAUGAACUAUUGCCAUCAUUGUUUGUAAAUUCAUCCUAAAUAAUGUCAAAUGAAAACUCAUAUAUCUA